Gekko japonicus is the source of this 4615-nucleotide messenger RNA. It is a transcript of the gene NFASC, whose product is annotated as neurofascin. Gene Ontology annotation, biological process: cell-cell adhesion; brain development. Gene Ontology annotation, molecular function: cell-cell adhesion mediator activity. Lineage: Eukaryota; Metazoa; Chordata; Lepidosauria; Squamata; Gekkonidae. The record is from RefSeq and is a predicted model, not a curated record.
UACAGUAGUAAGACACCACUUUGCCUUGUUGAAGGAAUCUGGGAACAUUGGAUCUUAGCCAAAUAUUCAACAUGGUAAUGCAAAGGUAUCUCCUAACAUACGUGGGAGUGGUGCUUGCUUUAUACCUUCAUCAGUUCAUCAGAGCCAUUGAAGUCCCUCGGGAUCCAAGUAUUCAAGAUGAAUUAUCUCAGCCCCCCACUAUUACAAAGCAGUCUGUGAAGAAUUAUAUUGUAGAUCCAAGAGAUAACAUAAUCAUUGAAUGUGAAGCCAAAGGCAACCCCUUUCCCAUAUUUACAUGGGCGCGAAAUGGGAAGUUCUUCAAUGUUGCAAAGGACCCAAGAGUAAGCAUGAGACGCAAAUCGGGUACACUUAGCAUUGACUUCCGCAGUGGUGGUAGGCCAGAGGACUAUGAGGGGGAAUAUCAGUGUUUUGCUCGGAAUGACUUUGGGACAGCCAUUUCCAACAAAAUCGUCCUGCAGGUUUCAAAGUCACCUUUGUGGCCAAAGGAAAACCUGGACAUUCAAGAGGUUCAUGAAGGUGCUCCGCUUAUCUUGGCAUGCAAUCCUCCUCCUGGACUGCCACCUCCUGCCAUUUUCUGGAUGAGCAGCUCCAUGGAGCCAAUCCACCAAGACAAGCGAGUCUCCCAGGGACAGAAUGGUGACUUGUAUUUCUCCAAUGUCAUGCAGGAGGAUGCCCUGACUGACUACAGCUGUAAUGCUCGCUUUGCCUUCACCCACACCAUUCAGCAGAAAAAUCCUUACACCCUCAAGGUCCUGACCACCCGAGGUGUUACUGAAAGGCACCCCAGCUUCAUGUAUCCUACUGGGACCUCAAGCAGUCAGAUGGUUCUGAGAGGGGAGGAUCUCUUGCUGGAAUGUAUUGCUUCAGGAGUUCCAACACCAGACAUCAUAUGGCACAAGAGGGGAGGGGAGCUCCCAGUAGGCAGGAUCAGCUAUGAGAACUUCAGAAAAGCGCUUCGUAUUGCUAAUGUCUCCGAGGAAGAUUCUGGUGAAUACUUCUGCUUGGCCUCCAACAAAGUGGGCAGUAGUCGCCACACAGUCUCAGUGAGAGUGAAGGCUGCUCCUUACUGGCUGGAUGAACCAGAAAAUCUCGUUUUGGCUCCCGGUGAGGGUGGGAGACUUAUUUGUCGAGCCAAUGGUAACCCCAAGCCUUCAAUCCAGUGGCUGGUGAAUGGAGAACCUAUAGAAAGUUCUCUUCCUAAUCCAAGCCGUGAAGUCAAUGGAGACACUGUUAUGUUCCGGGAUGCCCAGAUUGGCAGCAGUGCUGUGUACCAAUGCAACGCUUCCAAUGAACAUGGAUACCUGUUGGCCAAUGCCUUUGUCAGUGUAUUAGAUGUUUCUCCUCGUAUCCUUGCUCCUCGUAGCCAGCCGAUGAAAGUGAUUCAGAACAACAGGACUCUUCUGGACUGUCCAUUCUUUGGGUCCCCAAUCCCUACAGCACGGUGGUUCAAGAAUGGCCAGGGAAACACUCUAGAUGGUGGAAACUAUAGGAUGUAUGAGAAUGGGACUUUGGAAAUUAAAAUGGCUCGAAAAGAAGACCAAGGAACAUACACGUGUGUGGCCACUAAUAUUCUGGGCAAAGCAGAGAUCCAGGUUCGCCUGGAAGUCAAAGACCCAACUAGGAUAAUCACUGGACCAACUGAUGCAGUGCCAAAGAAAGGUUCUACAAUUCAUUUAUCAUGCAGAGUAAAAUAUGAUCCUACACUGAAACUUACAGUCUCCUGGCUCAAGGAUGAUAGCCCCCUGUACAUAGGAAACAGGAUGAAGAAGGAUGAAGAUGGCUUGACAAUAUAUGGAGUGUCUGAAAAAGAUCAAGGGUAUUACACUUGUGUAGCCAGCACUGAGCUAGAUAGAGACAUUGCCAGAGCCCAUCUCACUGUUCUAGCUUCUCCUGUUAACCGUAUGACAACUUUCCCCAAAGCACGGCCAGACCGUCCUCGUGACCUUGAGCUAACAGACCUUGCUGAAAGGAGUGUACGUUUGACAUGGAUACCCGGUGAUGACAACAACAGCCCCAUCACAGAUUACAUUGUAGAAUUUGAAGAGGAUAAAUUCCAACCAGGAGUUUGGCACAACCAUUCCCGUUAUCCAGGAAGUGUGAACUCUGCUGUCCUGCGCCUUGCACCCUAUGUCAACUACCAGUUUCGAGUAAUAGCUGUGAAUGAAGUAGGAAGCAGUUAUCCCAGCUUGCCUUCUGAGCGAUACCAAACAAAUGGAGCACGUCCAGAAAUUAAUCCCACUGGUGUUCAAGGGGCAGGAUCUUCAAAAAAUAAUAUGGUUAUAUCAUGGACGCCACUAAAUGCAACUCAAGCUUAUGGCCCCAAACUCAAAUAUAUUGUGAAAUGGAGGAGAAAGGACACACGAGAGAGCUGGAGCAACGUAACUGUCAACGGUGAUGUCAACAAGUACACUGUUACCCAGACACCUACCUACGUGCCCUACGAGAUCAAAGUGCAGGCAGAAAAUGAGUUUGGACGGGCUGCAGAACCUGAUGUUGUCAUUGGCUACUCAGGGGAAGAUUAUCCCAAGGCUCCUCCCACUGAUAUUAGACUCAGAGUUUUAAACAGUACGGCAAUCAGCCUACAGUGGACUAGAGUGUACCCGGAUACCAUCCAGGGACAGCUUAAGGAGUACAGAGCCUAUUUCUGGAGAGAGAGUAGUUUGCUGAAGAAUCUGUGGGUCUCCAAGAAAAGGCAGUCUGAGAGUUUUAUUGGAGACCGAACACGGGGCAUAGUGUCCCGGCUGUUUCCUUACAGCAACUACAAACUGGAGAUGGUUGUAGUCAACGGGAGAGGAGAUGGGCCUCGGAGUGAAAUUAAGGAGUUCACAACACCUGAAGGAGUACCCAGUGCCCCAAGGUAUUUCAAAAUCCGCCAGCCAAAUGUGGAUACCAUCACAUUGGAAUGGGAGCACCCUGAACAUCCUAAUGGCAUACUUAUUGGAUACACCCUUAGAUACCAAGCCUUUAACGGAUCCAAAGCUGGCAGAACAAUUGUAGAGAACCUCUCUCCUAAUCAGACAAAGUUUUUACUCCAGCGGACGGAUCCUAUAUCACGCUAUAGAUUUGACCUGCGUGGCAGGACACAGAUUGGGGACGGGGAGCCUGCCAAAGGGGAGUCACCAUCUCCAGUGAAUGAAGCCCUCCCUUUUCCAACAUGGUGGCCUUCAACAACAAUUGAUCUCACUACCACUGCAACUGUGGCCCCCACCACAGAGGCCACAACCACCACUACCACCACCACUGAAGCUACAACCACCACUACAGAAGCAACUACCACCACAGAAGCUACAACUACUACGGAAGCAACUACCAUCACCACAGUUACAACUGAUUCUGAGAGCCAUAUACUAACCUUUGUUCUAACCUGUUCACUAGCUGGCGAUGGAAAGCCCAUCUGGGACGUAAAAGCUUCACCUACCAGUAACUGGGCAAACAUCACCUGGAACCACAAGUUUGAUCCUGAAACUGAGUUUGUGGUUGAGUAUAUCAACAGUAAGCAUUGGGGUGGGAAUACUUCAGGGUCCUUGAUGCCACCAGAGAUCCUGGCAUCUCUCAGGGGUAACAAAACAAUGAAAUCUGCCACUGAUAAACCCUUUAUGGAGCUGAGUGACCUGACUCCUGGGGAGAAGUAUGUAGUACGGGUUUUUCUCAAAGGGAAUGAUACCAUCACCAGCUCGAACAUAACCUUUAAUACAAGUGCAGCAUAUACUAAGAACCAAGGGGACAUUGCAACUCAGGGCUGGUUUAUUGGACUGAUGUGUGCCAUCGCUCUUCUGGUCCUGAUUUUGCUGAUAGUUUGCUUCAUUAAGAGAAGCAGAGGAGGGAAAUAUCCAGUGCGAGAAAAUAAAGAUGUGCCCCUGGACCCUGAUGACCAGAAGGUAGAUAACGGAUCAUUUGAUUACAGGUCUCUUGAAAGUGAUGAAGACAACAAGCCAUUACAGGGCAGUCAGACCUCAUUAGACGGCACGAUAAAGCAACAAGAAAGUGAUGACAGCUUGGUGGACUAUGGUGAAGGCGGUGAAGGGCAGUUCAAUGAGGACGGCUCCUUUAUUGGCCAAUACACAGUCAAGAAGGACAAAGAGGAGACAGAAGGCAAUGAAAGCUCAGAAGCCACAUCACCAGUUAAUGCUAUCUACUCCCUGGCAUAAUGCAACACCAAUGAAACAGGAACCACAUAAAGAUAUGUAGUUGAUGUGGGUCGGCAAAGUCACCAACGGUAACAGAAAGUAACCAGAGUUGGACAACAAAGACCAAAUGCAAAACCAGACCAGGUGGUCACCAGCGCCAUCAUCUCUUUAGGAAACAAAGCAAAUGGCAUCAAUAGACAAGCUGCUGAAGUGAUCAUACUGCAGCUGAAAUCUGAGCUGACCCAUAGGAGAUCAGCAGGAGAGCAGGAUGCACGGAUUCUAUGCCCCCAGGCUUCAGAACUUGGACUGAAAUAAACACCCCUCUAUACCCCUAUGUUUACUUUGUGAGAUAAUGCAACUCCUUUCAUUAAUAAUGUACACGGCUGAGGUUGGUUUUUUUUUAAGGAUUCAAAGUUGCUGUCAAAGGGGGGAGGAUACCCAAACGUGGGGAAAAUCUGAAGUGAGGA